Molecule: messenger RNA, 1440 nt
Organism: Plasmodium malariae
Lineage: Eukaryota; Apicomplexa; Aconoidasida; Haemosporida; Plasmodiidae
Product: regulator of chromosome condensation, putative
Exons: 1
Coding region: 1-1440 (479 amino acids)
Source: RefSeq, a predicted model, not a curated record
AUGCCAAAUUUUUUUAAAUUAAAAAAGUCCAAAGAAGAAAAUGUGUUACAACCAAAAUUAGUAACAAAAGCUAUAAUUUCCUCCGAUUUUAUCAAAAAAUUACCAAAAUAUGAAGAUAAAAGAACGAUAAUAUAUUAUUGGGGAAAAAGGGUUAUAAAUGAAAAUGAUGAUACACCUGAACAUUUACCAACCAUAUAUACUGAACUGAGUAGCGUAAAAAUUAAGGAAAUCAGUUGUAAUAAAACAUGUGCUUUAUUUUUAAGCAAUGCAGGAAAUAUGUAUUCAUUUGGAAAAGGAUUACAUGGAGAAUUAGGACAAGGUAAUUUAAUUGUUUAUAAUGUACAACCUUCACUUAUUGAAUCAGUUAAUAAUAUAAAGCAAAUAGCUUGUGGUUAUAAUCACUCUCUUUGUUUAUCAAAUGAUAAUAUUCUUUAUUCAUGGGGGCAUGGAAAUUAUAAUGGGCUAAAAUGUAAUUUUGAUAAAUUUGUACCAACUGUUUUAAAUAUAAUAGAAUAUGGAGAUGUAAUUGAAACAACAUUAAAUGCUUUGUCUCAUUUAAUAAAUAAUUAUGAAAAAUGUGAAAGAAAAAAAAAAGUAUGUACACAAAUUUAUGCAAAAUAUAAUCAAAGUAUAGCUGUUUGUGAUAAUAAUACUUCUAUGUAUAUAUGGGGAGAAACAUAUAAUAAUUAUUUGAAAUAUAUUCCUACCUUUUUUUAUAAAUUUGAAUCUAAUAAAAUAAAACAAAUAGCGAUGGGCAAAAAUUUUGCUAUUUUAUUAUUAAUAAAUGGUGAAUUAUAUGGAUGGGGAGAUGGCACAUAUGGAGAGUUAUGCAGACGUUCAUUUGAUUAUGAAGGGGGGUGUUAUUGUAUUUAUCCUGAACAGUUAAUAUUAAGAGAUGCUAAUAAUAAAAAGUUACCAAAUAUUAAUAAAGUAAGUGCAGGUGCAAGGCAUGUAUUGUUGAUAACUGAAGAUGAACAUGUAUGGUCCUUUGGAGAUAAAAUAUCAGGACAGUGUGGAAUUUCUGGUUUUCAAAAUAUUGUUACAACACCAAAAUUUGUUGAAUUACAUGAAAAUAAUCAAAAAGCUAAAAAAGUAUUUUGUGGAGAAAGACAUUCAGCUUGUAUAAAUAAAUUCAAUCAACUGUACAUGUGGGGUCAUUCAGCACAUCAUAAAUUAAUUUUUACUGCUUGUUCAGAUUUUUUAUUAAAUCAAAAUGUACAGCCAGGUAUUUCUAUUCAAUCAGGACUAAAGCAGAAGUUUAAUAAAGCCACACUAAUUUACUCUAUGUUACAUCAAAAGGUUACUAACGCAUAUUUAGGUGAUGAUUUUACAAUUGUCGUUGUUGGGGGUGAAACAUGUGAAAAACUUAAGCAAGGUGAUCAGUACUCUGACAAAACAUUUUAUUCUGUUCAAGAAGAAAGCGCAUAUGUUUCAACGUAG